GUGUUCCCCACCCUCCCCCGAUCAAGAAUAUAUAUUUUUCGUAGUCAUUGUAUACUUUUUGUAAGAGCUAUUGAAACCUGAAGUUUGAAGAUGUUGGCUGCAUGUGUAUACAUUUCGAACGCGCCCACAACCAGCACCCGCCUUGAGAAGGCUUCCUUUUCGGUUUCGCCUCGGAUACACAGCGGUUAGUUCAACGCGCUGCGUUAACUUUAUACUCGGUUAAUAUGGGUAAAUAAGGACUGCGCAACAUCACUUUUUUACUCACAAUGAGACCAAUAUUGGAUUUACAGAAUACUUCGUUGAAUUUGAACGGCCGAAUGUCCAAUCUAAAAAGAAUUUCAGCUCAUUUUUACGAGCAGUCUACGUUUGACUGCGUUUUAUGAGUCGGGUAGGUUGACCGCAGUUGAAAAACUAUGCUGAUAAUAUAUAGGCAAUUGGGAAACAAUUAAUUUGUCGUUUUGUGACAUUCGGGAGAUCUCACAUCAUUUCCGACUACUUUACCACGAGGGAGGAUUAUGGGCUGUAUUACGAGACUCUUCCUCAGGUGGCGUGUCUUCAAACUGAUUGCACUAGCGCUGUCCAUCUGGGCUAUGCUGCUGCUCCACAGAUAUCUGCUGAAUCCCACCAGCCCAUCUGACUUGCACAGGGCAUUCCUCCAGUCGAGACACAUCCGCUUCUACCCCAUCGUCACACAGCCUUGCUGCAGCUGUCUCCAAUCAGCCAACCCCACACCUAGACCCAACCCGGGACCCAGUCACAAAAGACUAGGUUCUCUCUCCUCCAGAUCCAGACGUGGAGCCAGAGGAAACCCCUGCCAAUGCUCUUGUCCCAGUCCCAGCUGCAGACCAAUCCUUCUGCUACUGGCCAUCAAGUCCCACCCUGCCCACUCUGCCCGUCGGGCUGCUAUUCGAGCCACCUGGGGCAGAGAGAGGGUGUUGAAAGGAGAGAGGGUGAGCAGAGUGUUUCUGCUGGGUCUGGGGGGAGAGGAAGGUGACUCUGGGGUGAGGAAGGAGAGCGAAAGGUACGGGGACAUCCUUCAGUGGAUGUUCCAAGAAUCCUUUUUCAACGUGACCCUGAAAGAGGUCCUGUUCUGGAACUGGUUCCAGCAAGAGUGUUCACGAACAGUCCUCUACGUUCUAAAGGGGGAUGACGAUGUUUAUGUGGACGUGGAGAGAGUAGUGGGGCUGCUACAGGGCAGGGAGAGAGCAGUGAUGAGAAGAGACAGUGGAGAGAUGAGGGAACAGACAGGAAGAGGCGAAGAGGCAUCAGUAGGGGAUCGGACAGGGACGGAAAGCGAGCACUGGGGAAAGAUAUUAAUAAGGAGUGGGAGAGCGAUGGAGAGUAGGGCUAAGAUGACAAGAGAGAGUGGACAAGGGACAGAGAGACUAAAUGAAACUGAAACAAAUAAGGCAAGAACAGUGGCGUCUCCCCAGCCUCUUUACAUGGGGCAUAUCUUUGUGGACACCCACCCUGUACGUAUUUGGUGGAAUAAGUACUAUGUCCCCUACUCCCUAUACACUGGUCCCUACCCUCCUUAUGCUGGUGGCGGGGGCUAUCUUCUCUGCAGAGAGGCGCUGGCCCUCCUCCACCAGGCCUCCACCAAGCUGUCUCUCUUUCCCAUCGAUGAUGUUUAUGUUGGUCUAGUCGCACAGGCAGCCAACAUAUCAGCCACACACCACCCUGGCUUCUUGCCUGUGGAAUACUCCUUCUAUCGCCACCCAUGUAACUAUUUCAACAGCUUCAUGGUCCUCCACAAGCUUCUGCCAGAUGACAUGCUCCAUCUCUGGAGCUUCCUCCAGACCCAGGGACAUUCAUGUAGGGAACCCAGGAUGGACUAAUAAUACCAGAGGGCAAUUAUUUUCUGGGUGGAUAUAAGCCUCCCUUGGUGGAGCCAAAAUCUAAGGAUGAAGUUUGCCCUAAGACUCUGAUCAAGGCUCACAUUCAUCUUUUUCCCACUGAUGGUCUUCUGUCGUAUCAUGAGGUUGGUGGAACUGUAUUCUGACCCAUGUAAUAUAUGAUUCCAAAAAAAGAUUUAAUGUUUCAAAUGUAAUUGGUGAAGUGAGUGCACAAUUGUAUUACACGUAUCAAAGAUGGCAGUUCUCCAGACAUUUGAGGUUGCAAGAGCUAAGAUGCAUGCAGAGAGGCUGGGGAGGAAGUAAGAUGAGCGUGUUUCUCAAACUACCUCUCUGUUAUAAUUCAACACUGGGAUUUGGGGAAUGUUUUAAGACUACUAAGCCCACAAUGUUAUCAGUGGACACAUUCCAAUAUCUUCCUUCCUGUGUAUUGUCUGUUUAACACUUGGACUGCCAAGCCUUUCAAACGAACAUUAGCUACCAGAGCCGAAUGCCAUUUUUUGUCAUUAGCAUACAAAUCAGCCAUAUUUGUAUACACAUUCUCCUCCGCAGCAUCAACAUCCAGCCAGAGCGUUUGUUCAUCUACUAGGUUGUCAUCAAACUAUAUACAGCAAAAUAGUCAAAAAAAAUUAUGAAUUACAGAUUUUGUUUGUUUGAAAUGGUUAAUGAACUUGAAAAAAUACAAGAAUGUGUUUGCAUUGAAGGGCUUAUCAUCAAUAAAUUAUCAAUAAAACGACCAAAAAAGAAUACAUAGAACGAUUAAUUCUAAGAACACAAGCUAUAGUAUUUUCGUUUAUUUAUUACGCCCUACAAAUGUACAAAAUGAAAAUUACUCAACACUUAAAUUAUUCAAAAAUAAAUCCCUUAUAAUUUCGUUUUCAUUUUGAUCUCAUUUUGGUGAUGUACAAGGUAAAAUUACAGACAUUAGUUGACCAGUUUGUGACAAUCAGAGGAUAUCGGCAUGCAUAGCCAUACAUAAGCCUAAAGCAUGGUUGCUUGAUUUUAACGCUAAUGCAUAGCUCUAGUCUCCUAGAUUACUGGCAUAUACGAUUUGUCUAUAGGUGACAUUAGUUUUCAAAAAACUGAGAGCAGUUAUUAGAAAAAGAUAAGGUCCAAAAUGAAUAGGCUAUGUGCACUGCGCAUCUUUGCAGGUCUCUUCCAGGGGUUGUGGUGGGGCUAUCUAGUUGAUUUUAAUGCCAAUGCAUAGCUCUAGUGGUAAGGAAUAUCGUUGGUAUUUUGUUUUGUGAGAAACAAUUUAGCCUAAUACAUUUGUAGAAUAUUAAUCUUCAGUAAAAUAAGCAGAUAAAAUUCAAAGGGACCUGAUAAGAUGUGCGAUUUAGUUUAUCUUUCUCUUGUAAUAUAAAAACAGUAAUGUGUAAUACAUUGUUGAAUUGGUCAUUGGUAAACAAUAUCCAUAUUUCAUUUUGUGAAUAAUUAAUUAGCAUAAUACAUCUGUAGACUUUCAUUUUAGAUUUACAUUUGAUGAAUUAGCCUACACAAUAAGGUGAAUCUUCUAUUGAAAAACGGUAAUGUGUGAUAAGUAGCUUAUAUAAUUUGUAUUAUGUUUCAAUAAUAGCCUAAUUAAGUUUAUGAAUGGUCAUGGAAAUCUUGUUUCAUUUGUAUGUUAAGUCAAAUUCAACCAGGGCUCUGAUCAUUCACCUGGGAGUAUUGUGCAUUCAUCCAUUGAGAUCCUGCAUUCAGUGAGGAGUGAUUAGCGCCUGGGUACCAUUUGGGUACCAACGCUAAGUGCCAUGGGCUGUUGGUGGAUAAAGUUGGAAAACGGGGUAAAAAACAAGUAAAUAGUCUGUAAAUAGUUUUCUGUUUGUCAGUGUAGAAUUGGGACAAUGGAACAAUGUAAUACAGUGGAGAGAACAAGUAU
Molecule: messenger RNA, 3732 nt
Organism: Esox lucius (northern pike)
Lineage: Eukaryota; Metazoa; Chordata; Actinopteri; Esociformes; Esocidae
Product: N-acetyllactosaminide beta-1,3-N-acetylglucosaminyltransferase 3-like
Exons: 5
Coding region: 516-1838 (440 amino acids)
Cellular component (GO): membrane
Molecular function (GO): hexosyltransferase activity
Source: RefSeq, a predicted model, not a curated record